GUCAAACCAGCCUGAACAGAUACUCUCAGACAGCUCGUUUCUUCACCUCAUUCCUGAGACGGGACUCUGCCCACUCCUUGUGUAAAGCAACCUGAACCUGAUAGCACAGCAUCCGCGUAUCUCCCCUGAGAAUCUGCUCUGGACUAUUAAGACAGUCGCUCUUAACCUUUUCUUCAGAAGCGCUUUGCCGCUGUGCAGAAUCCCAGCCAGCCAUGACUUUUACGAGCAAACCGUCUGUCCUCCGACUGUCUUGUAAUACAUUUUUAAAGCGAGUUUAACUCGGCGAUUCAACUUUCAGCUUCUGUUUUAUUAAUUUUUUCCUGUCAUCUGUGGAAAUGCUCCGUCCAGACCCAUAAAGAAACAGAGUUUGGUUAAUAUGCACUUAUUGCCAAGCGGAAUAUGUUUUUAUUUAUCUGUAGCAAUCUGCUGGCUCACAGCUGAGAUCGAUGCGUCCUGGUGGUACAUGGGCACCCUGGGCUCCCAGGUGAUGUGCGACAACAUCCCUGGACUGGUGAAUAAGCAGCGCCAGCUGUGCCGCCAGUACCCCAAAGUGAUGCAGGCCAUCGGAGCUGGAAUGAAGGACUGGAUCUCAGAGUGCCAGUACCAGUUCCGCAACCACCGCUGGAACUGCAACACCACAGCCAGGGACCACAAUCUGUUUGGACGUCUGCUGCUACGCAGUAGCCGUGAGGUGGCCUUUGUCUACGCUAUCUCCUCAGCUGGAGUGGUUUACACACUGGCCCAAGCCUGCAGCCAAGGUGAGCUGGAUUCCUGCUCCUGUGAUCCCACCAAGAAGGGCUCAUCACAGGAUGCCAAAGGCUCCUUCAACUGGGGAGGCUGUAGUGACCAUGUGGAGCAUGCCAUACGCUUCAGCCAAGCCUUCGUGGAUGCCAAGGAGAGGAAGGAGAGGGAUGCCCGUGCACUCAUGAACCUGCACAACAACAGAGCUGGCAGGAAGGCUGUGAAGCGCUUCAUGACACUGGAGUGUAAAUGUCAUGGUGUCAGUGGGUCAUGUAGCGUCAGGACCUGCUGGAUGGCCAUGGCUGACUUCCGCCGCACAGGUGACCAUCUACGGAAAAGGUACAACGGUGCCGUGCAGGUUGCAGUGAAUCAGUAUGGCACUGGCUUUACGGCCGCUCACACACACUUCAAACGUCCCAGCAAGAAUGACCUCGUCUACUUGGAGGACUCACCAGACUACUGCAUACGGGACCACGAGUCAGGGUCGAUGGGGACAGGAGGGCGGGUCUGCAACCGGACAUCCCGAGGUGUAGAUGGCUGUGAAGUGAUGUGCUGUGGCCGUGGCUACGACACGUCUCGCGUCAGCCGCACAACCAAGUGUGAGUGCAAGUUCCAGUGGUGCUGUGCAGUCCACUGCCGUGACUGCCACCAGCAGGUCGACGUGCACACCUGUAAGGGCCAGACGUGACCUCGCCACCACUAAACGUGACUGACGCCUCAUAUCGGGCAUCCAGAGUCCCCCGUUCCUUCUCAGCUCUAUCUGACGUCUUGUUGCGACAAUCUAACUGAUAAUCUCGAGUCUGUCUUUAGUUCCGAGCCCUCUGAAGGUCUGUUAGGUUUUCAGACACUUUUUUUUCUUUUCCUCCUCACCAAAAUAAUUCACAUCUUUUUCUUUGUUUGGAUGCUACGUGGAAAGAACUUCCAGACUCAGAGACAUUUAAAGCCUGACUGCUGAAUGUCUGUAGCUGUUACUUUGAGAAUGUAUCAGUCAAAUCAUGCUUCAGAUUCCUGCUGAACCAACACAAAAAAAUACUAUUGAGACUAACAGGCUAGCAUUUGAUCUGCUGGCUCCAGUUGUGAUGGUUUGGAGAUGAACUGUUGACUAAACAGGCCCCAAGGACUGACCAAGUAUACACUGAAAUAUAACUUAAAUUAUGUGUAAUAUCUUUUAUAGUUUUGUUGAAUCAACAUGCAUGGAGGUUUUUGGCCUGCUCCUGUGAAGCCUUCAACACCUCUAGUUUAACACAUAGCAGCUCUCCACACAGUUUAUCAGCUUGUUGUUUAGAUUUGUUCUCGUGGCACCUUACAAUUGUCAGCAAACCAUUUACAACAUAAAGUACGACCAGUGUUCUUUUCCCCUGCGUGCUUUCAGUGUAAGCUGUUGUCACGCCAGUCUCAUUCAACAUAGCGUAUCACAAGCAUCUCUCUCACUUACUGUCUGCUCAUUAGAGGCUUUCUGCUCCAGAUGUGCACAGAACAUGGUCCUUCAGCUGUUUUCUCUCUCCAUCAUUAAAUCACCUUACUUAGUAGAAAACAGCAGCUGGAAAAUGAGUGGACAAUGUCAUUUGACUCAGAAACAGUGCAAAAUUAAUGCGGGCAGGACCUACAGCAAUUUUUCUAAGACAAACUUACAUACUUACGGUACUCCCAACAUCAAAAUCCCCAGCUAGCACUAAUGUCCUACAUUUCACUGUCAUAUUAGC
This is a messenger RNA of Pelmatolapia mariae (spotted tilapia), 2444 nucleotides long. It is a transcript of the gene wnt2, whose product is annotated as wingless-type MMTV integration site family member 2. Gene Ontology annotation, biological process: canonical Wnt signaling pathway; multicellular organism development; neuron differentiation. The transcript has 5 exons. Gene Ontology annotation, molecular function: frizzled binding; cytokine activity. The record is from RefSeq and is a predicted model, not a curated record. Gene Ontology annotation, cellular component: extracellular region. Lineage: Eukaryota; Metazoa; Chordata; Actinopteri; Cichliformes; Cichlidae. Bases 377 to 1429 code for a protein of 350 amino acids.